Carassius gibelio (silver crucian carp) is the source of this 2373-nucleotide messenger RNA. RefSeq names its product disks large-associated protein 2-like. The record is from RefSeq and is a predicted model, not a curated record. Lineage: Eukaryota; Metazoa; Chordata; Actinopteri; Cypriniformes; Cyprinidae. Gene Ontology annotation, molecular function: molecular adaptor activity. Gene Ontology annotation, cellular component: postsynaptic specialization; glutamatergic synapse. Bases 448 to 2373 code for a protein of 641 amino acids. The transcript is spliced from 6 exons. Gene Ontology annotation, biological process: signaling.
GGCCAGUGACAAUCAAGAAUCCUGAAUCCGGUAUCUGGCUCCACGUUUUGCCGUGUGCCAGUGGAGUCCGUGAAAGAUGCCGAGAUCGCUGCAGAGGAGCUCUAAACGCACAGCUUAACACCAGCGCUGGGGAGAUCGUCUCCUCUCCUCUCCACUCCUCUGCUUUUGGGGAGGCCACGGGAAAGAGAGACAGCAGAGAGGCAGAGAUAGGGGGGAACAACGUAAAAACGGGAAAAGACACAGGACUUUUUUUUUUUUUCAGACUGCUUGGACUAUCAGCCUGUGUGUGUGUGUGAUUUCUCUCUCUCUCAUAACUAUCUUCUGGUUUUCUGGGAUGGUUUGAAGAAGACUUGUAUGUGAUGCUUCCUGCACAGAGACCAGCAGUAUUCCUCCUGGUCACCACCCCGAGAUUUCAAUGAGGAUAGUAGCCUCGCUCCAACCAGGAACAUGAAGGGCUUAUCAGGUGGUCGUGCAAUGCACCAGAUUCCAACACUGCCCCCAUGUGGACUGGUGGAGUGCGAGCAUCUCCAUGACCUGCACGGCAUGCAUGUGUCCGAUCUACGCCACUCCUACCUGCUCAGCCCCACGGAGGCCUACGCCAUGGACUUCCAUCACCGUCUUUCCCCCCGCAGCUCCAUUCACUCCGACUGUAUGAUCAUGUCACCCGUGGCGCUAACUUCAACUGCCCCUGCCGACCAUAUCUCCAGCAGCACCUUUCCCAGAAUGCACUACAAUUCACAGUACUAUGACCCAGCUGCCCGGGAAGACUGUGCAGCCAUCACCACCUCAGCCACAUCCGCCGCUCCAGCUGCAACAUCUGCCUCUCACCGCAACAGCAGCAAGAGCAACCGCAUCCCCGCAAACCUGCUGGACCAGUUCGAAAAACAGUUUCCGCUUCAUCGCGAUGGCUUCCACACACUCCAGUACCAACGCACAUCUGCCAGCCCUGGUGGGGAGCAGCGAAGUGAGAGCCCCGGUCGUAUCCGACACCUGGUGCACUCUGUCCAGAAGCUCUUCACCAAGUCCCACUCACUGGAGGGAUCGUCCAAGAUGAAUGGCACCAAAGGUGACAGUGGAGGUGGGGGAAGCCAUCACCAUCACCACGGCAAUCAUCACUCAUCCAAGCACGGCAGCAAGCGCAGUAAAAGCAAGGAGCGCAGGCACCGGUCAGGGACGGGGGGCUGGUGGAGCUCGGAUGACAACCUAGAUAGUGAUAGCACCUACCGCACAGCCAGCGCCUUGAGCCGCCACCACCAUGAGCACGUAGGUCACAGUUUCCCAGAAUCCAUGCACACUCAUUUUGGAGACCACUCACUCAAAACCUCCAAAAGCAACAAUGAUGUCAAGUGUUCAGCCUGCGAGGGCCUGUCCAUGGCACCUGAUGGAAAGUUCAUGAAGAGAAGUUCCUGGUCAACACUCACCGUCAGCCAGGCCAAGGAGGCCUAUCGAAAGUCCUCCCUUAACCUAGAGAAGCCCAUGAUGCAUCAGGACCUUAAACCAUCAUUCCGGUCCUCACACUACCUACAGGUGCCUCAGGAUGAGUGGGGGGGUUAUCCAGGGAUUGACCAGGAGGAGAUCCCAUGUCGUCGAAUGCGUAGCAGUAGUUAUGUCAAAGCCAUGGGAGACGAUGAUAGUGGUGAGUCUGAUACCAGCCCCAAGACAUCACCUCAGAAGACUGUGCGGUCUGAUGCUCUUGUCCUCAAAUCAGCCAUGCAGAGGCCACACAUAGACACCCAAAGCUCUGGCUACCACUUACAGACAACGAGAGAUAUGCGCCCUCAUCCCAGCGUGUCUCUGGAUCCAGCAACCAACUUCAACCCCCCACAAUAUCGCUCCAGAAACCAGAGCUACAUGCGCGCAGUCAGUACCUUCAGUCAGGCAAGCUGUGUCAGCCAGGUGAGUGAGACUGAGGUCAAUGGCCAGUUUGAGUCAGUUUGCGAGUCCGUUUUUAGCGAAGUAGAAUCCCAGGCCGUGGAGGCCUUGGACCUGCCCGGCUCUUUCCGCACUCGAAGCCACAGUUACCUGCGUGCAAUUCAGGCUGGGUAUUCCCAAGAUGACGACUGCUUGCCUUCAAUGACAUCCUCUACUGUCACUUCAACUCUCAGAUCCACAACAGGUCAGGGAUUAGAACUGGCAGUGAGAGGUCUCUGGAGAGGCAAACAGAUCUACCAGAACGGCUCCAAAAUGUCUCAGCUCAAAUCAGCUGGACCAUCUGGGAAUGGUGUCUCCACUCUCCAUGGAAAGCAGCUCGUGAUAUCUCAUUGGCUGCAUGGUUGUGCAGGUCUGGAAUGUGAAUGGCCCCUAGCAACCUCAGAUGUUUCUGAUCCUGAGGAGGAGGUGGCGGACAAGAUUAAAUAUGAGAUAGGAGUGUAG